UAUGUCCAGAUCCUGCAAAACAGCCAGAACCAUUUCCAUCAGUAACUUCCAAUCAAGAUGAGAAGGUUGAACAAAAGUUCCAGAGUUGUCCAGCCGGGAUGGAAUGUUCCACUUCUAAUGAUUCUCCAAUCACCUGCUCCCUUGGGUCCUAUAGUUUGGAAGGCCAACGGGUUUGUUUGAAGUGUCCACCUGGGUAUGCCUGCAAAUACAGACACCAAUCCCCAGCUUCAUGUCCACCAGGCCAAACAACAUUUGGGAAAGAGGGGAUGACUGAAUGUAGUCCAUGUCCUGCAGGAUUUGCCUGUGAAAGCCCACAAAUUUUACCAAAAAAAUGUCCAAUUGGUACAUACAGCUUGGAAGGAUCCACCUUGUGUAGCCUGUGCCCUCCUGGAAGUGCCUGCCCACAUACAUCAUCAAUUCCUGUGCCCUGUAUUGUUGGUUCCUACUCUACCAGUGGACAACAGAAUUGUACAAUGUGUCGGCCUGGCUACGCCUGUUCCAAUACCACAAAAGCCGAAGAUGUUCAGUGCUUGCCAGGUUCAUACUCUGUGGGAGGUCAGUCUCACUGUACAGUAUGUCCAGCUGGAUAUUACUGCCCAGACACCAAACUGGACAUCAAGAUUGCAUGUCUCCCUGGACACUAUGCCUACACUGGAUUUGCAACUUGUAGAGCUUGCCCUGCUGGGUGGCAAUGUCCUCAGAAAGAUGGAAGCCAAAAUACCCAAUGUCCUAAGGGCACCUUCUCCACUGGACUUCAAAAGGCUUGCACAUUGUGUCCUGCUGGAAAGGCCUGUCCUACGACCAAUACCAAUAAUACCAUUCCCUGCCAGCCUGGGAGUUACUCUGUGGGGCAGCAAGCUGAAUGUACAGUGUGCCCACCUGGAUAUGAGUGCCCCUCGAUCACGGAGUCCAUUGUGAAGCCUUGCUCAAUGGGAUUUUACAGUUCAGGUGGAGCUGUGACAUGCACACAAUGUCAGCCUGGCUAUGCUUGUCCUUCACGCUUUGAGGCUCUUCAAAUUGCCUGCCUGCCAGGAACCUUUGCCAAUGCUGGAUUUACAGUGAGUCUGAAGAGGCGUUGACAUGUUUAGCUAAGAUGA
Molecule: messenger RNA, 1097 nt
Organism: Chiloscyllium plagiosum (whitespotted bambooshark)
Lineage: Eukaryota; Metazoa; Chordata; Chondrichthyes; Orectolobiformes; Hemiscylliidae
Source: RefSeq, a predicted model, not a curated record